Messenger RNA from Periconia digitata, 1193 nucleotides. The record is from the annotation of a GenBank genome assembly. NCBI's taxonomy places the organism in Eukaryota, Fungi, Ascomycota, Dothideomycetes, Pleosporales, Periconiaceae.
UCCCGAUAGACAUCCAACCUUUGGGUCAGAAUGAGUGUUUCUUGUUGAAUAGUCUGCCCUGGAAAGAACCCAACCAUGACCUGCGGAUAUAUAUCUGCUGUGUUGAGUUCUUAAACUACACGCGAUUCAUCGUUCUCCACUCCAACUGUUCGCAGAUUGUUGGGCAAGCUCUGGUAUUGUGUCUCUGUGCAAAAAUGACCGCGUACUACUUUCUAGGCGUGCCAUCGCCGGCUACGAUUAUUGGAACACUGUCUUUCCUAUUUGUUCUCGACGUGACUGCUGUCGCAUUGCGCUUUAUUUCGCGUCAGAGGCGCAAGCAAGGUUUUCAAGCAGACGACUGGCUUACUAUUCCUGCGCUCCUCGUUACCAUGGGGAUGGCAAUCAACAUGUUUUGGGCUGUCCACACGAAAAAGCUGGGCUACAAGAUCAAUAGUCUAGAAGACAUGUCCCGGGGAGUCCCAACGCGAAUUCACGAUUACGUUUCGGUCACUCUCGCCCCUGCCGCUCUUUCACUUAUCAAGCUAAGCUGCUUGUGCCUUUAUCGUCGCAUCUUUGUUGUUGAUAAGCACAACCUGCUGGAUAGGCGCAACCUUCUGUUUGCUUUCACAAUCACAGUGAUUAGUCUCUGGGGUUUGGGGCUGACAUUAUCAUACCUCUUCGUAUGCAAACUUAGCUGGCACCUAGUGUGGGCUCCACCAUGGGAGGCAUUAGAUCAAUGCAUGGACUUCAUGAAGUUGGGACAUUUCUUCAUGUAUUCGGACUUCUUGACUGAUCUUUUGGUCCUCAUGAUUCCAGUGCCUUUUAUUUGGAGGCUGCGUUUGGGCUGGAAGAAGAAGGGUGUCAUCACCUUGGUCUUCUUGCUUGGUAUCUUUGCGUCAAUCUGCUCCUUGUUCAGGAUGCUUUUCAUGCUAUGGUCAUUCAAAGUCGGCUUCGACCCAGCCUUAGACGAGGGGCUUAUGACCACCAUCUCAGACUAUUGGUUUACGAUUGAAGCCCACGUCGGGUUGCUCGCGGCAUGCCUGCCAACCUUACCAGGCUUGUUCAAAGGCACGAACAUUGCAAACACUUUCAAAACUUGGUGGACUACAAAAACUGGGUCUUCAUCGUCGGACUCCAAAUUUCAUGGGGUCAAGCGUGCUGACAGCGACGACUCUGUCACUUUCCAAAACCAACACAUCUUGUUGAAAGACUAA